Molecule: messenger RNA, 1439 nt
Organism: Hordeum vulgare subsp. vulgare (domesticated barley)
Lineage: Eukaryota; Viridiplantae; Streptophyta; Magnoliopsida; Poales; Poaceae
Product: ribokinase
Exons: 5
Coding region: 113-1198 (361 amino acids)
Biological process (GO): D-ribose metabolic process
Molecular function (GO): ribokinase activity
Source: RefSeq, a predicted model, not a curated record
GAUCCAAAGAGUAAUCUGCCAAGUCAUCGUCGUUAUCCCACGGUAAUCUCAACUGAAACAACUCCUCUGUAGACACCCCUGUUGACUCCGCCGUUUUCUCAACUCAACCCCCAUGGCUCUCGAAGCGCGCCUCCGCCUCCCACUCGCCGGGCCAACUCCGGCCACCGCUUUCGUCUCAGGAUCCAACCCCAAACCCAGCCACGUAUCCUUCUCCCUCAAACCUACCUCCACUUCUCUCGCCGCCGCCAAUGCGCCGCCGCCCAUCGUCGUCGUGGGCUCCGCCAACGCGGACAUCUACGUCGAGGUCAACCGUCUUCCGCUCGUCGGCGAGACGGUUGCCGCGAGUGCCGGUCACAGCCUCGCCGGUGGGAAGGGCGCCAAUCAAGCCGCCUGCGGGGGGCGGCUGGCGAUGGGACCCACCUACCUCGUGGCGCGCGUGGGGGACGACGCCAACGGGCGCCUCCUCGAGGGCGCACUCGCGGACGCCGGCGGCGUCCGCCUCGACCGCGUCGCUCGCGCCCCCGGCGCGCCCUCGGGCCACGCUGUUGUCAUGCUCAUGCCCGACGGGCAGAACUCCAUCAUCAUCGUUGGCGGCGCCAACAUGGAGGGCUGGGCACCGGAGGUCGACCCGGAGGACCUGGACCUGAUCCGGCAGGCCGGCGUGCUGCUGCUGCAACGGGAGAUACCCGAUUGGGUCAACAUUCAGGUGGCUCAGGCUGCAAAAGGCGCAGGUGUGCCUGUUAUCUUGGAUGCAGGUGGAAUGGAUGCUCCUGUCCCAAGAGAACUACUUGAACUGGUGGAUAUUUUUAGUCCAAAUGAAACAGAGCUAGCACGUUUGACUGGGAUGCUUACAGAGACUUUUGAACAAAUCAGCCAGGCUGCAGGAGCAUGCCAUAAAAUGGGUGUGAAAGAAGUUUUGGUUAAACUUGGGUCACAAGGAUCUGCUCUGUUUGUUGAGGGAGAGGAGCCAAUUAGACAGGCGAUAAUACCCGCCACAGAAGUAGUGGACACCACCGGUGCUGGCGACACCUUCACGUCAGCUUUUGCCGUGGCUCUGGUGGAAGGGAAGCCUAAGAAAGAGUGCAUGAGAUUUGCUGCCGCCGCCGCCUCACUGUGUGUUCGGGUAAAGGGAGCCAUUCCCAGCAUGCCUGACAGGGAAACCGUGAUGAGCCUUCUAGAAUCCGUGCAAGCCGAAUAACCGGAGAAAAUGGUGACUUUAGCCGCCCUAUUCAUCAGCAAUAAUGAUCGGCUAAAAUUCCGACGGAUCCAGUGAGCUCCUUCCGCACCCUCGUGUGCCGCCCCCAGCCCAGUAACGCGUUAGUAGUAUUCUAGAAAGGGAAACGCAUUUUCGGGAGCAAAUCCCGCACCCUCGAAAUAAAAAAAAAGCACGCCUGAACCAACGGUUUCACUUCAGAAAGAUCGAAUGAACAGUUUUCAUA